AUGAUUACGAGUUGUUUUGAGCUUGAAGAAAACUUGUCAGAGGAAAUUUUGGAUGAGAACGUAGGAAAGUUGAGUAUUAUGAAGCCAUUUCAUUUGGAAAAUAGGAUUUCUAGCUCUCCUUUUAAAAAGAGGCCUAAGAAGAUAAAGCUAUCAAAGAUUUCGUCAGUCCCUAGUGACAACAAAAGAUAUAAAUUCUGGGUUUCUCAAAAUGACCCUUCUGUGAAAAACAUAAGAUGGUGAGGAAAGAAAGAAUCUUCUCAGUCUGUAUCAACCUCAACAAACCUUCAGAGUGAUAUUAGAAGUCUUCUUCGCAAGGCCAUACAGUUAAGGAAUCAUCGAAGCUAUGAAUGAAGUGGAGGGAGUAACCCUUGAGUAAGAGACAGUCCUUUAGAUAAGAAAGCCAAAACUGUAACAAAUGAAGUCUCCAUGAAGGAUAUUAAGAAUCCCUUCAUCUUUAAAAACUACUAACUC
Moneuplotes crassus is the source of this 471-nucleotide messenger RNA. Lineage: Eukaryota; Ciliophora; Spirotrichea; Euplotida; Euplotidae. The record is from the annotation of a GenBank genome assembly.